Entelurus aequoreus (snake pipefish) is the source of this 3610-nucleotide messenger RNA. RefSeq names its product contactin-3-like. NCBI's taxonomy places the organism in Eukaryota, Metazoa, Chordata, Actinopteri, Syngnathiformes, Syngnathidae. The transcript has 23 exons. The record is from RefSeq and is a predicted model, not a curated record. Gene Ontology annotation, biological process: brain development; cell-cell adhesion. Gene Ontology annotation, molecular function: cell-cell adhesion mediator activity. Bases 29 to 3250 code for a protein of 1073 amino acids.
CCUGUCAUGAGCAAUCGUGACAUCUACGAUGCCCUAUUUCUUCAAAAAAAAUUGGCCAGCUGGGGCCGUUGUAAACUGCAAAAAGUCAAGCGCCCCUUCUCUACCCAGAUCACGAGUGCCAUUUCAAAGCUUAUUGGAUGAAAGUCUCAUUUGCCCUUGGUUGCCAAAGAUGACGUUGCCAUGGAAACAGCUUCUACUGUUAUCGAUCAUCGAGUGUUUGGCAGAUAGUCUGGACAGUGGCUUGUACCAUGGCCCAAGAUGGAGGAUGGAGCCAGGGGAUCUUUUCAUUCCAGUCGACUCCAUAGAGGAAGAGGCCACUCUGACGUGCGACGCCAAGGGUACCCCGCCUCCUCAGUACAGAUGGUCGCUGAAUGGGACUUUCAUAAAUCUGAGCCUGGAUCGACGGCGGCGUCUGUCGGGGGGCAACCUCAUUAUAAGCAGCCUGGACCGCUACCAGGAUGUAGGCGUCUAUCAGUGUAUGGCCUACAACACUGUGGGAGCCAUCCUCAGCAGGAGAGCACAUCUCAAGUUUGCCUACUUGGAUCAUUUCAAAGUCCACACCAGAAGUGCAGUCUCGGUCCGGGAGGGACAAGGAGUGGUGUUGCUCUGUGGAACGCCCACUUCCUCAGGAGAUCUUACAUAUGCAUGGGUCUUCAACGAGUACCCGUACUUCGUCCAGCAAGACAAUCGCCGUUUCGUCUCCCAGCAGACAGGGAACCUCUACAUUGCUAAGGUGGAGCCCUCCGACGUGGGCAACUACACCUGUGUCGUGAUGAACAGCAUCACAAAGGGCAAGGUUCACAGCUCGCCCACGUCUCUCAUCCUCAGGACAGACGGAGUGAUGGGCGAGUAUGAACCGAAAAUAGAAGUUAAUUUCCCGGACAAUGUACCCGCUGCAAAAGGAUCAACAGUUACACUGGAGUGUUUCGCUCUGGGGAAUCCCGUCCCAGAAAUCACCUGGAAAAGGGCGAAUGGAGUUCCAUUCCCGAGUAAAGUCAAAAUGAAGUAUGCCAAUGCCGUGCUGGAAAUCCCCAGCUUCCAGCAGGAGGAUACGGGAGGAUAUGAAUGUGUGGCAGAGAAUAAGAUGGGCAAGAACAAAGCCACUGGGCGACUGGCUUUCUAUGCCAAGCCUCAGUGGAUUCAGACCAUGAAGGACACGGCCUUGGCCAUAGAGGAGAAUUUGGACUGGGAGUGUCGUGUCAGUGGGAAACCAAAACCACUUUACACAUGGCUGAAGAACGGCCAGCGGCUGAUCUCCCGGGAUAGGAUCCUUGUGAAGGACGGAGCUCUGUCAGUGUCUGUGUUGACACUUGCCGAUGCCGGAAUGUACCAGUGUGUGGCUGAGAACGAGCACAGCAUUAUAUAUUUUGCUGCUGAACUAAUGGUUUUAGCCUCUCCCCCAGACUUCACAGGAAACGUCCUCAGAGCUUUGCUUAAAGCCAAGGCAGGAAGUACUGUGACUUUGGAAUGUAAACCCCAAGCCUAUCCCAUGGCCAGCAUUUUAUGGAAGAAAGGAAACCUUCCUAUUCUCACCAACAACAGGAUCACGCUUUCGCCAGAUGGAACACUGAGACUUGCCAAUGUGAGCAAAUCUGACGCAGGCAGCUACACGUGCUUUGCUCGGAACAGAUUUGGCAUGUCGAGUACGACUGGAAGGCUCCUUGUUACAGACCCAACCAGAUUCACCCAGAGCCCAGCAGACAUGGAAAUCAUCGUGGGUGAGAGCAUCGUGUUGCCCUGUCAGGUCGCCAGCGAUCCUGUCCUCGAUGUUUCUUUCUCUUGGGCCUUCAACGGACAGCUCAUUGCCAAUGACGACGGUCACUUUGAGCUGGUGGGCGGGAGAGCUGCGGGAGACCUGAUGAUCAGGAAUAUUCAGCUGAACCACACGGGCAAAUAUAUCUGUGUGGUGGACACGGACGUGGAGAGCCUCUCAGCCGUGGCCAUAUUGAUCGUGAAAGGCCCGCCCAGUCCCCCAGACUCGGUGACAGUGGAGGAGGUGACAGACAGCACGGCCCAGCUGCUAUGGAGCCCCGGACGGGACAACGGGAGCCCCAUCACCAAUUAUAUCGUUCAAACCAGAACGCCGUUCACCGUGGGCUGGCAGAGGGUGAACACAGUUCCAGAGAAAAUUGGCGGGAGCAUGCUGACAGCCGCUGUAGUGGAUCUUAACGCCUGGGUGGAGUAUGAGUUUCGAGUACUGGCCAGAAACAGUGUUGGAGUUGGAGAACCCAGUCCUGUGUCAGCAGAGACCAGGACCGAAGAUGCAGUCCCUGAUGCAGCGCCAGGUGAUGUGGGUGGAGGAGGCGGGAGCAGGUCUGAGCUGGUCAUCACAUGGGAGCCUGUCCCUGAAGAACUACAGAACGGCGAAAGCUUUGGUUACAUCAUCGCUUUCCGAGCCUUCGGAGAAGUCAGCUGGACCCACGUGGCCACCUCUGCCCCCGGUGCAUCCCGCUAUGUGUACCGCAACGAAAGCAUCGCGCCCUUUUCUCCGUUCCAUGUCAAAGUUGGCACUUACAACAGCAAAGGGCAGGGUCCCUUCAGCUCCGUGGUCACCAUCUACUCUGCAGAGAUAGAGCCAAGUGGGAUACCAGUAGGCGUUUGGGCCAGAAGUGUCUCAGCCUAUGAGAUUGAGGUGAAUUGGCAGCCUCUCUCCUUCACCCAUGAAAGGGUUCUCGGCUACGAGGUGGUUUACUGGGAGGACGACACCAAGCCAGAGACCAUGGGGAAGGUUCGAGUACCGUGGAACCAAACCUCAGUCACGGUUAGCGGCUUGGCGGGGCACACGCAGUAUUUCCUAACUGUCAGCGCCUUCAACACAGCAGGCACCGGGCCCUUCCUUCCUGCAAUCAAUGUCACCACAAAAAAGCCGCCCCCGUCCCAACCACCCCUUGAUGUUGAAUGGACGCUAAUUGGUUCACAACUCUCACUUUACUGGGAGCCUGUGGUGGCCAUGGAGUCGGAGUCAGAAGUUACAGGUUACCAACUGUCAUGCAGGGGAAGUAAACACGCAGACGUAACCACCUUCACAACAACCAAUUCAACAGCGGAACUCAAUCUCAGCGAGGUUGACGAUGAAUACAUAAUUCGCAUUCAGUCCCUGAGUGAAGGAGGUCUUGGCCCUGCUUCAGAUCCCAUUCGAGUCCACCAGCUCAGUAUGAGCGCACGCGGCUCCAGGGGCUUUAAAGUGGACGUGUCGCCGCUCUGCUGGGUCCUCGCCAUUGCAAUAUCAACAUUCAGGUCAACGUUGUGACCGACUUUGCACUCGUUUCUGAACUGGAAGUAUUGUUGUUAUUUUGAUGAGUGUUUUUUUUUUUGUUUUUUUAAUUUCGGAGGUGACCACAUACUAUUUCGCUGUGCUACUUUUGCGGGUAUGAGGAGCAGAAACAUAUUGUCCGACUCCAUUUUGGCCUUUUUCUGUUUCUCUACUCUAGAAUGAUACAGAUGCCUUACUUCCAUUCAUGUGCCACAUUAGAUUUAGCUUUCCUUUUUGUUAUUGCUCCUCACUUUUUAUUCCACACAUAACUAAUUGGACAACCUUCAAGAGAAGGGCUUUUUUUCCCCCUUCUCCGUCUGAAUUGGCUCAUCGGAACACAAUCCUCCAUAGGCCUAU